AUGUUCAAACACACCGUGCCGGUCUCAGUUAUGGGCCUGGGAAUAGCCAGCUACUUCUGGGGAAGAUCCUCGCCAUCAGGUUCUGCGAAUGCCUCGCCGGGGGGUAUCGUCUUUCCUCCCCCAGACAAGGAAAGAGGCAAUACGGGGAUCUCUUCCAAAAAAACUCCUACACAAAUCACCGGGCCCGAGACGGUUCAACCCGCAGACUUCUUUAAAUACGGGUUUCCAGGGCCAGUUCACGAUCUCGAAAAACGCAGUGAGUUCGUUUCUUGCUACGAUCGUCAGAAGAGAAAUCCAUAUUACGUCAUUGAACACAUUACUCCCGAAUCCUUGCAAAAAAAUGAAUCUAACGGAAACAGGAAACACAGUGUGUUUAGAGAAGACGAACAGGUGCCGGAGAAGUUCCGUGCUAGACUGAGAGAUUACUUCCGGUCUGGCUACGAUAGAGGUCACCAGGCUCCGGCUGCAGACGCGAAGUUCUCACAAGAAGCCAUGGAUGAGACAUUCUAUCUCACCAACAUGUCGCCCCAAGUUGGUGACGGCUUCAACAGAGAUUACUGGGCUUUCUUCGAGGACUUCUGCAGGAGACUCACUUCGCGGUAUAGAAGUGUGAGAAUUGUUACUGGUCCUCUUUACUUACCGAAGCAGGAUCCUCUUGAUGGAAAGUUCAAGGUUACGUAUGAGGUUAUUGGCAAUCCACCCUCCAUUGCUGUUCCUACGCACUUCUUCAAGCUGAUCGUCGCGGAGACACCUCUCAAGGGCCCUCAAUCUGGGAGCAAUGGAGUUGCAGUUGCAGCUUUUGUUUUGCCUAAUGAUGUGAUUUCUAAUACCACUCCUUUGAGAUCGUUUGAGGUUCCAGUUGAGGCGUUAGAGAGGUCUUCGGGACUGGAGUUCUUGCAGAGGGUUCCUGCUAGCGAGAAGAGGCAGUUGUGCCUUGAGACAGAUUGCAGUAUUAUAGUGAAGGAGUAUAACAAUGCGGUUAAAUCUUUGCCAGCUCCGAAGAAUUGA
Molecule: messenger RNA, 1008 nt
Organism: Kuraishia capsulata CBS 1993
Lineage: Eukaryota; Fungi; Ascomycota; Pichiomycetes; Pichiales; Pichiaceae
Exons: 1
Coding region: 1-1008 (335 amino acids)
Biological process (GO): apoptotic DNA fragmentation
Cellular component (GO): mitochondrial inner membrane; nucleus
Molecular function (GO): single-stranded DNA endonuclease activity; RNA endonuclease activity; metal ion binding
Source: RefSeq, a predicted model, not a curated record